AUGCAGCAGUCCUUCCCGGGCGCGCCUAAGUUCACGGACAAGGAUGUCCCGGACUUGAAGGGAAAGACUGUCAUCGUCACUGGUUCCAACACCGGUCUCGGCAAGAUUAUGGCCCAGAUCCUUUACUCCAAGAAUGCCAAGGUCUACAUGAUGGCGCGUUCUGAGGAAAAGACCAAGACGGCCAUUGACAGCAUUAAGUCAACUGUCGGCAAAUCUGAUGGUGAACUCAUCUACCUGAAGCUUGAUCUUUCCGACAUCCCCAGUGCCAAGGCCUCAGCUGAGGAGUUUUUGCACCGCGAGAAGAACCUCCAUUUGCUGUUCAACAAUGCUGGUGUUGGAUACCCUGAGCCGGGGAGCAAGACGAAGCAGGGCUAUGAACUCCAGUUGGGUGUCAACUGUCUUGGAACUUUUGCCUUCACCAAGACUCUGACUCCUGCCCUCGUUGCCGCCGCCAAGACAGCACCGGCCAACUCCGUCCGCGUCAUUUGGGUCUCAUCUUCAGCUGCCGAGGCCAUUGCUCCCAACAACUACGUUGAGAACCUCUCCAAGAUUGAGAAGAUGGGUGCUUUUGAGCAGUACUGCGUUAGCAAACUCGGAAACUACUGGCACGCUACAGAAUUCGCUGCGCGCUACAAGGCUGAUGGUGUCAUCUCUAUCCCCCUGAACCCCGGCAACCUCGAUUCCGAUUUCUGGCGCACUCAAGGAGCCGUGAUGACCUACAUCCUGCGAAAGACUCUCCUGUAUCCUCCCAUAUAUGGUGCUUAUACCAAUCUCUUUGCUGGCUUCUCUCCUGAAGUUACUCUUGAGAAGACAGGUACUUUCGUUGCCCCUUGGGGUCAAUUCUGGACCCUCUCCAAGGAAAUGAUUGCGGGCUCCAUUUCAAAGUCUGAAGGUGGCACUGGUAUCGCCAGUAGCUUCUGGGACUGGACUGAAGCCCAGAUCAAGCCUUACAUGGGUUGA
Molecule: messenger RNA, 960 nt
Organism: Trichoderma virens Gv29-8
Lineage: Eukaryota; Fungi; Ascomycota; Sordariomycetes; Hypocreales; Hypocreaceae
Exons: 3
Coding region: 1-960 (319 amino acids)
Source: RefSeq, a predicted model, not a curated record